AGCGUCGGGACAAAAAGGUCACUCGCGCGCAACUACGUCGCCCGUUACCCAAGUCCUGUGACCUGCCGACCAAUGAAGUGACAGAUGGAACAACGGAGGGGAGGGGCCGUUCGCACUGAUUGUGAUUCGGAGACAGACGAUCACGUGAAGGCAGGUUCUUUGUUGCUGGAGGUAAUAGUUGAGCGAGUGGUACAGUAUAUAGAUAAUUCAGAAGGUGAGCUCAUUUGUCUUAAAAAUGUGGAUGUGCCCUUCACCAGACAAAGAAGAUACAAUUUUUAAAAUCCUACCUUGGCAUAUGUUUCAGAAGAUCUCAAGCAUACAAUUUCUUUAGAAAGCAAGAUACAGAAGCCUGUCUAUGAUUGUAUAGUUCUAAUGCACUCUGAAAUGGAGUUCACUGACUGACAGCCAGCCCUUUGUCAGUAGAGAUGAAGAGACACAAUUGAUUCUACUCCCCUGAGCUGAAAUCGAUACCAUAUAUCUCAAGCAUUGAAAACAGUUUGGGAUACUUCUUCAGAACGAUGCAGUUCUUUGGUCGGCUCAUGACUACUUUCAACAAUGUCACCAACUUAUUUUCAAAUCCUUUCCGGGUGAAGGAAGUACCCUUGUCAGAAUAUGAAUCUCGGAAACGUGUGAAGUGGGAAGACAGGAUAGUCCUGUUUGAAAACCGUCCAUCUCAUUCCUGGGACUGCCUUCUCAUUAACCCUCAGAAUCAAGCAACUGCCUUCCGCCUUUUCCAAAUAGACAACGAAGGAGACGCAAAUGAGCACUUUGACCUGUACGUAAAGUUGUUGCGCCCAUUCUAUGAGAGCUAUCGCAACCCUUUGGCUCUGGAGACUUUGCAGCAGCUGACAGACUGUUUUAGAAGCCACCCCAGCUGGUCACUGGCUCACAUAGCUGUAGAAGUUGGACUUCUGGAAAGUUUCCGACACAAUCACAUCCUGAGCUGUGUAAACAGCAACAGCUCUGAAAAUGAAUGCACCCCACUUCACUUAGCUUGCCAGAAAGGGGAUGUUGAAUGUUUACGGGAGCUGAUGAACGAGUGCCAUGCCCGCCUGGAUCUCACGGACAAAAACGGAGAGACCGUUUUUCACUACGCUGUCCGAGGGAACAAUCCGAAAAUUAUAGAGCUCCUGGGCAGGAAGUCAACCUCUGCUUUGGAUCACCUGAAUGAUGAAGGGCAGAGCCCUUUGCACCUGGCCUGCCAGCUGGGCAAAGAAGACGCAGUUAUUUCUCUUCUGAAGGUUAAUGCCAAGUGCCAUAAUUUGGGAGCAUUCGGUUAUCCCAUCCACAUUGCUAUGAAAUACUCCCAAAAAAGAUGUGCAGAGGCCCUUCUUGAUAAGGAAAUCAACCAGAUUCAUUUGGUGGAUCCACGAUAUGGUGCCACACCACUCCAUUGGUCCAGAAAUGCUGAGAUGACCCGGCUACUUAUUGAGUAUGGCUGUGAAGUGGAUGCCCUUAGUGUCACAGGAGAGUCAGCUUUGCACAUUGCUGUGCGUCGUGGACGUUUUGACUGCACUAUGGUGUUGCUGACACAUGGGGCCAUGCCAAACAUCAAGGGGAAAGAUGGGAACACUCCACUCCAUCUGGCCAUGAAGCAAGACCACCUAGAAAUGAUCAAGGCCCUUAUUGUGUUUGGAGCGGAUGUGGAUGUCCACAAUGACUUAGGGGAGACGCCAGGGUUGGUGGCAGCCAGGACGAGUAAAGGUGCCAACCGGAAAGUUCUCUUAGAUAUGGUGAAAAGUAUAGGGGCUGACCGCUUCCAUCCACCUAGUCCAGCAACAUCAUCACUACUGCCACCUACUUCCAACAUUCCAGAAAGACCACGGAGCACUAGCCAAAACCUAGAGUUCCAAGACAUCAUUCAUGUCUCCACAACAUUUAGUAGCUUCCUGAGAAGGCCAGAUAUGGUGGACGCUGUCCCUGAGAGGACCAGAAACUAUGACCGUCUCUUGACUCUGGAUGGCGGAGGUGUCCGGGGUGUGGUUCUGAUCCAGUUCCUCAUUGCUAUAGAGAAAGCUGCAGGGCGACCCAUCAGGGAGCUGUUUGACUGGGUUGCUGGAACUAGCACAGGGGGAAUACUGGCCCUCUCUGUUGUCCAUGGGAAGCCGAUGGACCAUAUGCGCUGCUUGUACUUCCGCAUGAAAGAUGAAGUAUUUCGUGGUUCACGACCGUACGAGUCAGAGCCCCUCGAGGAAUUUUUGAAGAAGGAGUUUGGAGAAAACACUAGAAUGACAGAUUUUAAGAACCCCAAGCUUAUGUUGACAGCAACUUUGUGUGACCGACAGCCUGCUGAGCUCCACCUGUUCCGGAAUUAUAAUCCUCCAGACAGGAGAAGCAAGUCCCGUUCCAAGACAAGUAGCAUGUUUCAACCAAUGACUAAGCCAGAAGAUCAGCUGGUGUGGCAGGCUGCCCGUUCCAGUGGUGCUGCACCAACAUAUUUUCGGCCUUUUGGACGGUUUCUGGAUGGAGGGCUGCUGGCCAACAACCCCACCUUGGAUGCCAUGGCUGAAAUCAAUGAUUACAACAAGUCCUUAAUCCAGAACGGUCAGGGCCACAAAGUGAAGAAGCUGGGAGUGGUGGUCUCUCUUGGAACUGGCAAAGCUCCACAAGUUCCUGUGACCUCUGUGGAUGUCUUCCGUCCAUCAAACCCAUGGGAGCUUGCCAAGACUGUUUAUGGGGCUAAAGAACUGGGCAAGCUAGUGGUGGACUGUUGCACUGAUCCAGAUGGUCCGUGUGUUGACCGUGCAAGAGCCUGGUGUGAGAUGAUAGAUGCCCAUUAUGUCAGGCUGAACCCACCUCUGGACGCAGAUAUAAUGCUGGAUGAAGUGAGCGAUACGAUCCUGGUGAACCUGCUCUGGAACACUCAGCUCUACAUCUACCAACACUGGGGAGAUCUUGAGCUGUUGGUAGAGCAGCUCGUAACACCAUGAAGCUCGGCAAGACCCUGUGGCAUCAAUGUUGCCUCCUUCCAGUGGUUGCUUGGUGUACUGUCAAGGAGAGACACAUUCUGCUGGCCAAUGACUUGCUCUUGCUCUUCUCACACCAGGAAAAUCCAAAUGAAAGAGUUUUGGGAAACCACUUGCUGAAAGAGCUUCGAACUCCCACAGUCCAUGUACUUGCAGUGGCUGCGCUUUCUUGGUAUGACAGCGGCCAUGUGGAUUUUCAGUUUCCUUACACAACCAGAUGGCAUCAAAGUUGGAGCAUCUCUGCUCUUUCCUGGUGUGCAAGUCCAGUUGUAUUAUCUUUAAUGUCUUUAGUACCCUGGUUUAACCGUUGCAGUUUUCUGUCUAAAAUUUUAACUGACCAAUUAAUAUAGUUUUUUAACUGGUUGCUUUGUUCAUGUUUGCUCAUUAGAUUCUGAAUUUCUGUUGGCUGAGAGUGAGAUUUAUUUUCCUGCAUGAGGGCAUAGACCUAGUUUCCUACAUGCUGUUUUCUGUUAAAAUACUGUGCUUGCAGCAUUUGCUUGCUGCUCCUCUCCUCUUUUGUUGGUCCAGAUUCACUCUCUGUGGCUCUUCACGCUUACGAAGGUGGCCAUUCUUAUCUGAAUGGCAUUGAGGAGUGCAGGAAAUUUGGAGAUUAUUGGAUAAAUGCUUAUUGGUAUGUGGGGCAUUCUUGCUCUGCGUAUCUUCUAUCAAAGUUGUGGAAAGCUUUCGGUUUCCUUAUGCGAGGACAUUUCCAAAGAAGAGAGAAAAGCACAGGUUUGGUUCUACAUCAAAAGUUAAAUAGCAUUGAAGAGGAGGCCUGAAGGUGUCAGGCACAAAUUCUGUUUUUGUUCUCUCUCUCCCCCAUAGAUUUCUUCGUUAUUUAGGGGGAGGUGUCAACCCAUCAAUGGUACUGUAUUCCCUUAAAGGCAAGAGUUUAAAGUGCUGCUGUUAAUGAUAACUUAAUUGAUUUCUGCAUCUUCGUUAAUUUAAUAGAAUGUAUUUUUAAAAGUCCUGAUAAAUGUAAAAUCUAAUAAGUGAGCUCGUUUCCCUAUUACUUUUGUAAACCACUCCUGGUUUGUAUCAAGAUAAGCUGUGAAAUAGUGGUGUUAUAAGACUUGACAUAAAGACUUGAGACAACUGA
Molecule: messenger RNA, 4065 nt
Organism: Pogona vitticeps (central bearded dragon)
Lineage: Eukaryota; Metazoa; Chordata; Lepidosauria; Squamata; Agamidae
Gene: PLA2G6
Product: phospholipase A2 group VI
Biological process (GO): cardiolipin acyl-chain remodeling; positive regulation of ceramide biosynthetic process
Cellular component (GO): mitochondrion
Molecular function (GO): protein binding; long-chain fatty acyl-CoA hydrolase activity
Source: RefSeq, a predicted model, not a curated record